Molecule: messenger RNA, 639 nt
Organism: Entamoeba invadens IP1
Lineage: Eukaryota; Evosea; Mastigamoebida; Endamoebidae
Exons: 2
Coding region: 1-639 (212 amino acids)
Source: RefSeq, a predicted model, not a curated record
AUGGACUGUUGUGAAUUAAUGUGCUCAAAAACAAACUGCUUUGAGGAAAACAUGGAACUUGAAAAAUCACAAACGCUUGAUAAAUAUGAGCUUGUUAAGGAUGAGAACAAAAGAGUUAAAAACGAAAAUGAGUCACUGAAAAAGAAAAUCAAUGAGAUGUCGGAAGAAACAAACAUAACAAUAACUAGAUAUAAAAAGGAAUUGGAAAGACUUAACACGAAAAUCGGAGGUGUGGACACUGAAAUAACAACGGUAAAAGAUAAUGAUAUAAAAGAAGCGACAGUAAAAAAGAAAAAGAAAGAAGAAUAUGAAGAUCUGAAAAAGCCAAAACCCAACAUUGAAGAAAAAGCCGAAACAAAACAGAAAAUGGCCAACAAAGGAAAAGAAGUAAUAACGAAAGAAGAAAUAGUUGAAAUUGAAGAUCAAUACUCAGAAGUACAAAAUGACUUCUGUGAAAUAAUGCCAAGUGAAAAAUCACAAAAAGCUGAAAAAGAAAAACAAGAAGAUACAAAUGAAAAGAAAAGUGUCAAGAAACCCAAAUUGAGAGACGAUACUGAUGAUGAAUUUAAACGAAUAGAGAAGAAAUUGGUAUUUAAUGAAGGGAGUGAUUUGAAGAAAAGAGAAAAAGAUUAUUCAUGA